GCAAAGCUCUUAUUUAUUUGUUUAUUUAUUUUGGAAACAAGAGCAGGUGUAGAAUUAGUAUAUGAAUCAAAAUGGAUUAGUUAUGCUUUGCCACUUCUACUCAUCUUCUACAAACUAUUCUAGAUUUCUUUCUUUUGUUUUUUUCUCUCCCUUUUGAGCCACCAUUUGUUCUCAUUUGAUCAAUUAUGUCACCCUUUGGCGGCAACAACAACGGUACCAAUAUGGGUUCCCCUUUUCUCCAUGAACUCAAGAAGCAAACAUCUUUCUUCUUCAAGGAGAAGAUCAAGACUGCCCGAUUGGCUCUCACCGAUGUCACUCCCGCUCAACUAUUGGCUGAGGAAGCUACAAAUGGAAAUUCAUGGUCCCCGGAUGCACGGACUCUCAAGACGAUAUCCAAAGCUGCUUUUGAAGUAGAUGAUUAUUGGAGAAUUGUGGAGAUUCUACACAAGAGAUUGGGUAGGUUUGACACGAAGAAUUGGAGGUUUUCAUACAAGGCUCUGAUUGUGCUUGAAUACUUGUUGACCCAUGGACCAGAGAGUGUUGCAGAGGAGUUUCAGAGUGACAAAGAUGUCAUCUGCGAGAUGGGAAGCUUUCACUAUAUUGAUGAGAAAGGAUUCAAUUGGGGACUUAAUGUUAGAAAGAAAUCUGAGAGGAUACUGAAGCUGCUUGAAAAAGGGUCUGUUCUCAAACAAGAAAGGGAUAAAGCAAGGAAACUAAGUAGAGGGAUUGAAGGGUUUGGGAGCUUCUCGGAGAGAUCUUCUUCAGCACAGAGAAUUCUUACUGAAUCAGAGAGACUUGGAUAUGGAAGGUGUCAUUCUGAAUCUACUAGUCAAGGAACUCAGGAUGAUUGGUUUUCAUUCUCGAAGGACAAAGGUCCAUCCGAAUCAGAGCAUGAAAUAUCUCAGCAGACUCAUUUGGAAAAUGUGAAUUUGGUGUCCAUCAAGAAAAUGGAGAACUCCAACUCUGUGGGUAGUUUUAGUGAUGAUGAGGUACUUGAAAAGUUUGGUGCUAGAAUGAGUUUCAAACAAAAUUUGGCUCCCGAAAAGGAAGUUAUGACCGCGGCGGCCGGGGAGUCGCUACCACUUUUGGGUGGCGGUCAGAAAGAUGAUCCCGGCAUUGGUAUGCCCACAGAAGAUCACCCCUUUAGUGAAACUGAGCAUAAAACUACUGUUUCACUGCUUUCAAGUAUGGACCAGAUGUUGCAAGCAUGUUGAAGAUUAGGUCCGUGUAGAAUUGAGUGAAGUAGACACCUUGCCUGCAGACUUGUUUUCUUACAUGUAUUGAGAGGUUGAGGUUCAUUGAAUGAAGUAUACACCUUGCCUGUAAACUUGUUUUCUUACAUGUAUCUUUCAGUUGACUGAUUGAGGUUU
Messenger RNA from Cornus florida, 1370 nucleotides. RefSeq lists its product as uncharacterized. The coding region runs from base 186 to 1214 and encodes 342 amino acids. The transcript has 4 exons. Gene Ontology annotation, cellular component: clathrin vesicle coat; plasma membrane; endosome. Gene Ontology annotation, molecular function: phospholipid binding; clathrin binding. Lineage: Eukaryota; Viridiplantae; Streptophyta; Magnoliopsida; Cornales; Cornaceae. The record is from RefSeq and is a predicted model, not a curated record. Gene Ontology annotation, biological process: endocytosis.